Messenger RNA from Marchantia polymorpha subsp. ruderalis, 886 nucleotides. The record is from the annotation of a GenBank genome assembly. Lineage: Eukaryota; Viridiplantae; Streptophyta; Marchantiopsida; Marchantiales; Marchantiaceae.
CAGCAUCCUGAUGCUACGAUUCCGUGACUCCAAGUCAUGUGCUUCUCCCUGGCCUACAAUUGAUAGAUGGAUGCACUUGUUCCAACCACCUGCGUGUCUGGUAAGUGGCUGAAAUGGUCAGUACCAGAACUAGCAGCCGCUACUGGUUGCUCAUGGGCGUGGCAAAAAGUGAACUCGAAUCCUUCGGAAACCUAUACUUCACCCACGCACGGGCCAUGAUUGAUGUAGUUGACAGAAUCAGAGAUCUCGGUAGGAAAGGAACAGAUAAGGAGUUCAGACCUCGAGCUCCAGAAAGGCCAGCUUCGCGUCCGUGCUCGUCAAUGUACUCGCCGGAGUACUAUGACAGUACUCCGGCGGCACGAGCCGCAGGUUGGAUUUGAAUCGGGCCUCACGAUCGAGCGGGUGGAACGUCCUAACUCGGGGUCGGAACGUCGCUCGUUCUGUGUGAUGAGGCGAGGUUAGGUGAAGUGGUGCCCGGCCGGUCUGAGUGCAGGGAAAAAACAAAGGAGUUCUUGAUAUUGUACAGCGCUAUGCACUUCCGAUGUGCACUGCCUUCUGUACAUGUGCAGUACAAGAUCCUCCGGCGUUGCCAUGGUCGGAUCGGAAGGGUGUUUAAGUAGUCUCUUGUGCCUGCGAGGAAAGACAGUAGUCGGAGGAGGACGACCAAGCUGAGCGAAGGGAAAGAUUACUGCAAUGUCUUUCCCGCCCCUUCGACGUUUCCGCUUGCGAGCCUCCUUGUGCCCUCUCCAUAUUUCCUCCUCCGCUCGAGCGAGAGUUGAAACGAAAUUCAAGCGUUGGUCUAGAAAUGACAUUCUCAUUUAGUCCCGGAGCCCAUUCCGAUCUGACAGUCGAUCUUUGUUUCUGUCUCCUGGCUUGGACAUGAAGG